Molecule: messenger RNA, 4565 nt
Organism: Anolis sagrei ordinatus
Lineage: Eukaryota; Metazoa; Chordata; Lepidosauria; Squamata; Anolidae
Gene: SLC27A6
Product: solute carrier family 27 member 6
Molecular function (GO): long-chain fatty acid transmembrane transporter activity; long-chain fatty acid-CoA ligase activity
Source: RefSeq, a predicted model, not a curated record
AUAUGAGAGAGAGUGUGCACAUGCUUUGGGAUCACAUAGGGAAGGACUAACACCCCUGUGGUGUUUGUUUUGCGCUCUGUGCCUCUGUUCUGAAAAUGUCCCCUCUCUUUCCAUCCCUGUCAUAAUUGGACUUUGAACAUUUUGGCUUGUUGUGGAAACAAGGACAAGAGAUAAAGCUUCAGCUUUUCUUUUGUGUGUGUCAGGAGCAACUUGAGAAACUGCAAGUCGCUUCUGGUGUGGCUGUCUGCAAGGACAUUGCCCAUGAACUCCGGAAUGUUUUGAUGUUUCCUCCUUCUCUCAUGUGUCUCAUCUUCAGUUGAGAGACCUUUUCCCCAGGAUAAUUCUUCCAGGGGUGAAUUUCCCUUCCUUCUGUGAAGAUUUCUCUCACUUCCUGUUGUCUCACUGUUCUUCAUUAUGAGUUAAGUUGUAACUCAGGGACUGCCUGCAGAAAGUUUCUGGUGUGGUAUCGCGUGAGGUAUAGUAUUAGGCUAACUCUCAAACUGCCCAUAUCGGGCAUCUAUCAAGCCCCAGAGAGUCACUGAGAGUCUACUGUACUACUUGUACUGAUUUCACUGUCUGUCCCUCUUGUGGAGGCUGAGGCAGUUUGGGUGUUGUUUCUUAGGAAGAGAGCCACCAAAGGGACUGUUUCUGCCUCCCUAGCACCGGCCCAAUGUCCCCUUUUUGGCCAUGGGUGACAGGAGUGGCAACUGGGCUUGUGGCCCUGCACUUGCUCCAGAGGCUCUGCUUCCCUUAUUUUUGGCUGGACCUGAAGUUCCUGCUGAAAGCCCUUCGGUAUGGCUUGGCGGUGGAGGGCUACAGGCUGAGCGGGAGGAUUUGCACGGUGCUGGACAAGUUCGUGAGGAUGGCAGAGAAGCAGCCCGACAAGCCCUUCUUGGUCUAUGAAGGGAAGGUCUACACCUACAAGUCUGUCGACAAGCAGAGUAACAGAGUGGCACAGCUUUUCCUCAAGGAAGGGGUCCUGAAACGUGGAGAUACUGUGGCCCUGCUGAUGAGUAAUGAGCCGAAUUUCAUCCACGUGUGGUUUGGAUUGGCCAAGCUGGGAUGUGUGGUGGCAUUUGUCAAUUUCAACAUCCGCUCCAGAUCUCUCCUCCAUUGCAUCAAUAGCUGCGUACCCAAGAUGGUGGUGGUGGGAGCAGAUAUGCUUGGGACCUUAGAGGAAAUCCUUCCAAACCUCCAAGAGGAUAUUAGGAUUUGGGUGAUGACAAAAGAUUCCAGUCUUCCACGUGUUGAUACCAUUUUAGACAAGCUGGAAGUUACCUCUGAUAAUCCUGUACCAGAUAGCCUUCGUACUGCUAACAGCCUAAAGGAUCCUAAUCUCUACAUUUUUACCUCAGGAACAACAGGUUUACCAAAGGCUGCUGUUAUCAGUCAUUUGCAGACCCUUAAAGGAGCUGCUGGAAUGUGGGCAUUUGGUGUUACUCCUGAUGAUGUCAUAUAUAUAACCCUUCCUCUUUACCACAGUGCAGCCUCUCUCCUUGGUAUUGGUGGAUGCAUUAAUCUGGGUGCAACAUGUGUUUUAAGAAAGAAAUUUUCUGCUAGUCAGUUCUGGAGUGACUGCAAAACAUACAAUGUUACAGUUAUUCAGUAUAUUGGAGAACUAUGUCGUUACCUUUGCAAACAGCCUGUGAAAGAAGGGGAGAGAAAUCAUAAAGUGCGCAUAGCAGUUGGAAACGGAGUAAGAACAGAUGUCUGGAAGGAAUUUUUACACCGGUUUGGUAACAUCAAGAUGUGUGAAUUUUAUGGUGCAACUGAAGGAAACAUUUGCUUCAUGAAUCACACGGGCAAAGUUGGAUCUGUGGGCCGAACAAAUUUAUUUUAUAAGCUCUUUUUCCCUUUUGAUUUGAUUAAGUAUGAUUUUCAAAAAGAGGAGCCAAUCAGAAAUAAAAAUGGGUGGUGUGAAAGAGUUAAGAAAGGUGAGCCUGGGCUUUUACUAUCCAAAGUGAAUUCAAAGAAUCCUUUCUUUGGAUAUGCUGGCAAUAAACAAGACACAGAGAAGAAGUUACUCUGUGGUGUCUUUAAGAAGGAGGAUUUUUACUUCAAUACUGGAGAUUUGCUUUUUCAAGAUGAAGCUGACUUUCUUUACUUUUGGGACAGAAUAGGAGAUACAUUCAGAUGGAAAGGGGAGAAUGUUGCAACUACUGAAGUUUCAGAUGUCAUUGGUAUGUUGGAUUUCAUACAAGAAGCCAAUGUUUAUGGAGUUGCUGUGCAAGGUUAUGAAGGUAAAGCAGGCAUGGUCUCCAUCAUCUUAAAACCCAAUAAGUCCUUAGAUGUAGAACAACUUUAUGAACAUGUGGUGACAUAUCUGCCCAGUUAUGCUCGUCCACUAUUUCUAAGAAUCCAGGAAAUAAUGGAUGUUACAGGAACUUUCAAGCAACAAAAAUUUCAGUUGGUGGGUGAAGGAUUUAAUCCAUCUUCCACGAGUGACCCACUUUAUUUUUUGGACAGUUCUAAAAAGUCUUACAUAACAUUAACUGAAGAACUGCAUGAAAAUAUUGUAUCUGGCCAGGUGAAACUUUAAUGUUUAUUUAUUGGCAAGAAUUAAUGCAAUCUACUGCACAAGAUAUAACUUUAAAUGAGCUUUGUUAAUUCAAUGAAUGGGAUUUCCAGGGUUAAACUUCUACACUGCAGAAAUUGUAGAGUUAAUUUGGUAUAUGCGGGUAGAGGAUUUAUUUUUAUUACAGGUUGAGCAUCCCUUAUCUGGAAUCCUGAAAUUCAAAAUCAAUCAUUGUCCACAUGGGUGGCUGAUAUAGUGACAUCUUUGCUUUCUGAGGAUUCAGUGUACACAGAGCUUAAUAAGUUUUUAACUUAUAGUGUAUUAACAUGCAAACCUUCCAUACACAAAAUUAUGAAAGAAUAAAAUUACCUUCUUGCUAUGUGUAUAAAAUUUAUAUGAAAUAUAAAUGAAUUUUGUGUUUAGUCUUGGGUUUCAUCUCCAAGAUUUUUCAUUAUGUAUGUAUAUACAAAUACAGGUAUUCUAGAAAUUUAAAAAAUCCCAAAUCCUUCUGGUUCCUAAGCAUUUUGGAUAGAAUAUACUUAAUCUGUAUCUUUCUCUGUUUUGACCAUCGGUCAAUACUUGCUGCCCCAUGCAAUCUUAUGCCUGUUGCUUAAAAUAAGUAUGUGAUAUUAUACAGUUUGGACCCAAAGUAGCAAAGCCUUUUUGCUUAUACUAAUCCCCGUACUAAAUUUUGGGUGAUCAUCUCUUCUUGCUGUAGCCCUUUCUUUGCUAUAUGUUAGUGCAUAAAUAAUGGGGCCUCUACAUGUUGUUGGAAGGUAGCCCCAUAAUUUCUUAUCAUGAACUAUGCUGGUUAGGUUAGUGGGAAUUAGAGUCAAGCAACUUCUGGAGGGUCACAGGAUUCCCAUUCCUACCAUAUGCCAUUCUGCACUGGAAUAUCCCCAACACCAGAUGUUCAGGUGCUACAGAAUGAAAAGAGGGCCCUAAAAUCACAGUUCCAAGAAUAGAAUGCCUAUAAAUAAAGACAUUAAUUAUAUGAAAUGAGGGCACUUGCCCCCAGCAAGUAAGAUUUCUGCUUCCCCAAUGAAUUUCUUUCAGUCCCCAAACUUCUAGCAUUUCAGAGUGAGCUACCAAAUAUUAUUCACACCUAGAUCUCUUACAUUUGUUGGGUUCACAUCCCCUUGAAACUUUCAUUUCUUGCCUCUUUUUUGGGUUUCUAAACUCUAUUUCUAAAUACCCAACUGGAAUUUUAAGAUACUGCAAUGAAAUUUGGGAAGGACAAUUUCAUGGGGACGCAGAAUUCUUAUCAGGAAGACAAUGCCCUCACAGGCAUGAUAUUUGGUAUUCUUUUAAACCAAGGAGGGAAAUGUGCCUGAAACAGCAUCAACCCUAAGGGGAACCUGUGCUGUUCUUCUGUGCCUUCAAAUCCCUUUCCAGUUAAAUCCUUUAUUUAGUCUGACCCUGCCAUGGAUUGUCUUGCCAAUAUUUGUUCAGAAGGGGUUAGUCAUUGUGGCUGAGCAAGUGUGACUUGCCCAAGGUCAUGCCGUGGGUUUCAUUGGUUCACUAGAAGUCAAAAAUUGGCUUAUACUAGACCUUAUUUGCUCUCCAAGGAGAACCUAAAUAGCUCAUUUGAUUUUAGGGUGCGUUCAUUAAUUUCAAUCUGGCACUACCUAGAAGAAUCCUCCACCUUGUGUGACUGUGGAGCAGGACAAACAACUCAGCAUCUGUAUGCUUACACACAAUGCCCUGGCUCACGCACAGAGGACAAAUUGGUUAAAGCUACAGACAGUCGCUGUUGCCCCUUUUUUAUUUAGCCGCUUGUGCUUCCUUUAUUUUAUCAGUUUUAUACUUAUUUAUGCAAUGCUUUUGACACAAAAUAAAAUUGAUUUAAAUAUGGGAUGUCAGGUAUAUUUCUCUGCCCGUUAUGCUUGCAGACAAAAACACUCUUAUUUUACAGUUAAUUGAUUGUGAAGAGUCAUUUUUUAAAUUAAUAUCUUGUCAUAAUUAGAUUUUUAUCUUGAAUCUCAUUUUGGAAUAAAGUUGUGAUAUAAAUAAUAAACUAUAAUAAUAAACUGUUUUUGUAGUUUUAAAA